This is a messenger RNA of Aspergillus candidus, 690 nucleotides long. RefSeq names its product putative haloacid dehalogenase-like hydrolase. The record is from RefSeq and is a predicted model, not a curated record. The transcript is spliced from 5 exons. The coding region runs from base 1 to 690 and encodes 229 amino acids. Lineage: Eukaryota; Fungi; Ascomycota; Eurotiomycetes; Eurotiales; Aspergillaceae.
AUGUCUUCCCUCCAGAGCGUUCCCCUCCGUCAACGACGGUUCGCGCCCCUCGGUUCCACCGACGCGACAGCGCCUGCUUUAAAGGGAAUCGUAUUCGACGUGGAUGGUACAUUAUGCCUCCCCCAAAACUACAUGUUCUCUCAGAUGCGAAACGCCCUCGGCAUCGAGAAGAAAAUAGACAUUCUCCACCACAUUCGGAGCCUCCCCAGCGAGGAGCGCCUCGAGGCAGCCGACAAGAUCAAGGCUAUCGAGCGCGAAGCCAUGACGCACCAGCAGCCACAGCCAGGGCUGGUUGAUUUGAUGGACUAUCUGCAUGAUGCGGGGGUGCGCAGAGCGCUGUGUACGCGGAAUUUCGAAGCCCCUGUCAUGCACCUCUUGUCGAACCACCUGCCCGCGCACGUCUUCGUGCCCAUCAUCACCCGCGAGACGCCUGGGUUGCUGCCUAAGCCGGAUCCUGAUGGGAUUUUGCAUAUUGCGAGGGAAUGGGGGUUGGAGAAUGCGGGGGAGAAUCUGAUUAUGGUCGGGGAUAGUCUUGAUGAUAUGACGGCGGGACAUACGGCUGGUGCGGCGACGGUGCUGCUCUUGAAUGAUCAUAAUGGACAUUUGAAGGAGCACGAGCAUACGGAUCUGUGUAUUCAGAGACUGGAUGAGCUUAUUGGGAUCCUGCAGGCAGGGUUUGUUGGGCGGUAG